Messenger RNA from Solea senegalensis (Senegalese sole), 1210 nucleotides. RefSeq lists its product as uncharacterized. Bases 205 to 807 code for a protein of 200 amino acids. Gene Ontology annotation, molecular function: GTP binding; GTPase activity. The transcript is spliced from 8 exons. NCBI's taxonomy places the organism in Eukaryota, Metazoa, Chordata, Actinopteri, Pleuronectiformes, Soleidae. The record is from RefSeq and is a predicted model, not a curated record.
CUGGUGUUAGACACGGCCCCUUCAAACAAAUGGCUCCUGUCAUGUACUCUUCCCAAAGGAAGAGAGAGAGAAACGCACAGAGCUCUUAAAAGGAAACACAAGCACAAGAGAAGACGGUCUCUGCUCAGUGUCUGAGCCUGAACACUCCAUAACUGGAAUUAAUUUCCUCUUAAAGACGGAUGGAGGACUAAGAGUGGACGCGGCAUGAAAAUGGUUUCAGUUAAACUCCUCAUCCUUGGAGCUCAGAACACUGGGAAAUCAGCGCUGUGUGUUCGUUUCAUAACAAGGCGCUUCAUUGGCGAAUACGACCAUAAAAAGGAGGUCACCUACAGAUGCAGUCGGGUGGUGGACCAGGAAGCUGUUGAUCUGGAGAUUCUGGACUUGGCUUGUAAAGAGAGUUCUGUGGCUUCUCUGGAGGCAUCUAUCCGCUGGGCUGACGGCUUCCUGCUGCUCUACUCCAUCACACAUCGCCUCAGCUUCCUGGAGGUCCCACCACUCAAGAAACUCAUUGACCAAACCAAACAGAGUCUGGUGGUUCCUACAAUGCUCAUAGCCAACAAGUUGGAUCUGGAAAUUGGGCGUGAGGUGACAGCAGAGGAAGGACAGAGCCUCGCCAAGGACUUAAGAUGUGGUUUCGGGGAGCUGUCUGUGGCUGAAGCUGCAUCAGCUGUGGAGGCAGCAGUGUUGCAACUCAUCAGGCUGGUGUUGGAUCAGCAGCGCCCCCUGCCUGACCGCCGCUCCUACAUGUUGACUGUCCGCCAUGCUCUGACCAAGAAACUGACCCGAUCCAAGACCAUGCAGUGGUAACGGCAGCAGGCAAAUCACUCAGCAGCAGGGAGUAGAUUCAACGUCUCUGAUCCAUUUUAGCACUGCUGCUCAGUCCCAGCAACUUUGUUUGUUGUGUUGCAUCUUCCAGUAGAGGGCAGUACAAUCAUUUCACCAUUGUGUGUGGCCAAAUGUAUGUGGACACUGUGGUUCAGUUUGGUGUUGAAUGUGUCAUGUAUUCAUGAAAACGUCCAAAGAAGAGUGAGAGGUUGUAUUAACAUGAAAUGAAUGCCUAUUGUUUUCAGUGACAUCAUUAUUCAGAACUAUAUUUGCUUGUAAUGUUAUUGUGUGUGUGCUCACUAUUGUCUCUUCUGUCAAGUACCGAAGAGGGUUUUUGGGAAACAAAAAAAGCCAGAUCUCUGCCUUUAAUCUCAGAAUUCUCUCU